AGUCACGUGUAGUCAGUGCGGGAAGUUGGAAGUGAUAGAAUGAGCGAGGAAGCGGCGAUCGGGCAGUCGGUGGAUGCAAUGUGCAAAAAGCGGGAAGAUUACUUAGAAUGGUGUGAAUAUUUUAUGGCUGUCGCCUUUUUAUCGGCUCAGAGGAGUAAAGAUCCCAGUUCCCAAGUUGGAGCAUGUAUCGUAAAUCCCGAGAACAAGAUUGUUGGUAUUGGGUACAAUGGGAUGCCCAAUGGCUGUCCUGAUGAUGUUCUUCCAUGGGCAAGAAAGGCAGCGCAUAACCUUGAUACAAAGUACCCAUAUGUUUGUCAUGCGGAGCUGAAUGCCAUUAUGAACAAGAAUUCUGCAGACGUAAAAGGAUGUGUCCUGUACGUUGCUUUGUUUCCAUGCAAUGAAUGCGCCAAGCUAAUUAUACAAGCAGGCAUUAAGGAAGUGAUCUACAUGUCUGACAAGUACCAUGACAAUCCAGAAAUGAAGGCUGCAAGGCGCAUGUUUGAUCUGGUUGGAAUCAAAUGCACGAAAUUUGUUCCCAAGCGAAGAAGUAUAGUCAUCGACUUUGAUUCGAUCAAUAAGAACAGACCGAGUCCGACACAGUUGUGAAGACUUGUUGCAUCUUCAGUUGCUGUCACACUAUAUGACUUUUGUAGCUGUCACCUGUGUGAGAAUGUAAAGGGUUAGGUGUCUGUAUUUCUCUAUAAAGGGUAUGCUGGCUUAUUUUUGCUGAAUCCUUUUAGUGACUGUCAUCGUAUAGAUCUAACAAACUCCCAAUGGUGCCUUACCUUUGUAGUGUGCUUAAGAAAUGUCACUGAUGCCCAGGUAAUUAGAGCUGCUCAAUGAUUCAGACUGUUACGCAUUUUGUAAAUGAACCAUGUGCUUUUAUGGCAGACCCUGUAGCUGCUGCUUUGCUAAAUGUUACACUUUAUUUACAGGUAUGUGCAAAUAGGCAAUAUGUUUAUUGUCAAUACAAGCAGAUUUGCUUUAGGAUGAUGCUCUGCCUUGAUGAUUGCCCCUUACCCAUUCAGACUACAGUUAGGGUUCAUGUACAUGGAUUCUUUGAUUGCACUUUUGCUCUUUUGAGCUCCAUUUUACUAAACAUGUACUACCUGUCUAAAUUUGAUUCAGCUUGUAGUAGGAAGAGCUUGGU
This is a messenger RNA of Nanorana parkeri, 1150 nucleotides long. It is a transcript of the gene DCTD, whose product is annotated as dCMP deaminase. Gene Ontology annotation, molecular function: dCMP deaminase activity; zinc ion binding. Gene Ontology annotation, biological process: dUMP biosynthetic process; dTMP biosynthetic process. Gene Ontology annotation, cellular component: cytoplasm. Bases 40 to 606 code for a protein of 188 amino acids. Lineage: Eukaryota; Metazoa; Chordata; Amphibia; Anura; Dicroglossidae. The record is from RefSeq and is a predicted model, not a curated record. The transcript has 6 exons.